Molecule: messenger RNA, 560 nt
Organism: Corapipo altera (White-ruffed manakin)
Lineage: Eukaryota; Metazoa; Chordata; Aves; Passeriformes; Pipridae
Gene: NDUFA7
Product: NADH:ubiquinone oxidoreductase subunit A7
Exons: 5
Coding region: 56-412 (118 amino acids)
Biological process (GO): ATP synthesis coupled electron transport; mitochondrial electron transport, NADH to ubiquinone
Cellular component (GO): mitochondrial inner membrane
Source: RefSeq, a predicted model, not a curated record
CGCGCGCUCGCGCUCCCGGCGUCCCCCGCGGCGCUGCCCUUCACGGCGGCCCAAGAUGGCGACGGCGACGGGAAUCAUCCAAAAGCUCCGAAACUUCCUGGCGGGGCGGAACCUCCAGGAGAAGCUGGCGCUGCGCUACGGGGAGAUCGCCAAGAGGACCCAGCCGCCGCCGCGGCUCCCGGUGGGCCCCAGCCACAAGUUCGCCGAUAACUAUUACUGCGGCCGGGACGGGCGCCGCGAGUCGCUGCCGCCCGUGGUGGUGGUGGCGGCGCAGAAGACUCUGGCUGCAGGGGCACAACCCGGCAGGUGGCAGGAAGUUCAGUUACUGUGCUCUGGAGCACCUAUGUCCAGCUCUGGGGCAUCCAAGAAAGAUGUAGAUAUAUUGAAGCAAGCCCAGAGAAGGCCACGAUGAUGCAUCAAAGGCUGGAGCCCCUCUGCUCUGGAGACAGUUCAGACUCUGCAGUGACAACAGCACAGAAAAAAGCAGUGACACCAGGACCACCACUUAGGAAGUGGGAGAUUUCCAAGGACCAGCCCUACCUGUGAGCAGGGAGCGAGCC